Messenger RNA from Medicago truncatula (barrel medic), 1709 nucleotides. Its product is annotated as SHUGOSHIN 1. Gene Ontology annotation, biological process: maintenance of meiotic sister chromatid cohesion; meiotic sister chromatid segregation. NCBI's taxonomy places the organism in Eukaryota, Viridiplantae, Streptophyta, Magnoliopsida, Fabales, Fabaceae. The record is from RefSeq and is a predicted model, not a curated record. The coding region runs from base 104 to 1297 and encodes 397 amino acids. The transcript is spliced from 12 exons. Gene Ontology annotation, cellular component: nucleus; chromosome, centromeric region.
UUAAUAAGAAUUCAAAAAGAGGUUUGGAACAACAACGCCGUUAGUAGCACAAAAUUCAAUCUUCAUCGUUUCAUUUCCCUCCGUGUUUCGAAUCGUCACAGCAAUGGAAGGUGCUUCCAUCUUCCACGACUCCGAUCUUCAACCUCCCGUCGCUGAAACUGGACCAGGUCAACAACCGAAAAGAGGUAAAGGUAAAUUUUUCAAGGGUGAUUCUGUUUCUGUUGUUGGAGCUGCUCAGAAGAAAAUUCUGGCUGAUAUAACCAACAAGGGCCAACCAAAGCACCACCCUGCACCAGUACUUCCUCCACCUUCAACUGAUGUCUCCUUUGACCUCAUUCUCAAUGAAAAUGAAAUGAUGAGGAAGCUCUUAGGUCAAAGAAAUGUGGUAAUAGAAUCAUAUAAAGCAGAGCUUCAGAAGUGUCAAAGCAAUUUUCAGAAACUUCGGAAGCAAAAUGCAGAACUUGCACUUGCAAAUACUCAAAUGACGCGGGAGAUUAGUGCAAGCAGACAAAUGGUGAGGGAACUUCAGCUUGAAUUAGCAUGCAAAAAUGGUAUACUCAAAGCUAUGAAAUUAACAUCGAUGGAAAAUGAUCACAACAGAGCAAAACUGAUCCAUGACAUUGUUGCAGAUGAGAGUAAGCAGUCAGAUCAAAAGUUUGAAGAAGAAAACAAGGGAGAAGAACAAAACAAAGGAGAAGCGAAAAGGAAGAGGAUGUCCAAAUCUCAAUCUUCUGCACCUGCUGUUAAACAAGUCAAAUCAGAAAAGGUUGACAGUCAAAGGUGUUCUUCGAGAAGGAAAUCUGCAGCGUUGAAAGCUGGAAAAUCAGGAUCAACAGAAGAAGUAUUUGAAAUAAAAUAUGAUGCCUCACAUCCUCUUGAAAGUUUGGCAAAUGAGAACGAAUCAACAUCAUUAGGAUCCAAAGUUCACGAUGUGGCCGGACAAGAUACUGAAUCCUCAGGACCUGCUAACACUGAACAAGUUCUUGCUAAAAGGAAUGUUGAAAAUAAGAGGCAUAGUUUGAGAAGGCAAUCUGCCCUGUUCAGACCCGAGAAACCAGAACCAGCUGAAGACUUCUUUGAUACAGAGGAUCCAAAAUUUGAAGUUUCCAAUUUAUGCGAUGAUAUGUCAGAAAGUCUUCCUACAGCAUCAAGUGAGACUUCAGAAAACAAUGCCUGUACACUUGAUCCUCAGGUAACACGAAGAUCGUCUAUUGGCCGGCCUUCGCGUCGAUCAGCUGUGAAGGUUGUUUCGUACAGGGAAGUUCCAAUUAAUCUGAAAAUGCGUAGGGAUAAGUGAGUCAGUUUUAUAUAAGGUUUGCACCAAAGUGUCAAUUGUAGAGAAGAGUGAAGUGAAAAUCUGAAAGCCUUAUGAUAUGUCCUACUUCUUGAUGCCACAAUGCAUGGUGGCAGGGAUUAUUUUGAUUCGUUGAAUAGCUUCUUGUUUAGGACUCUGCAUAAUUGAAAACUGAUGUAUGUUCUAUGAUAAUCAAUUAUAGAUGAUAGUAUGUGAUCGACUCAAGUCAUUUCUUUGUCUCCUGCCCUUCCCUCUUUGUCACAUUGUAAAAUAAAAGUUAUGGUGCUGACCAGGUUAUUCUUUGUUUUUCAAAUGCAAAUGGAGAGUUCAAAACAAAAAAACAAGGUAGUUUAAUUGUAAUUGCAAACUUCAUUGUGCUUGAACUUGAUUCUCCUAAGAUUGAUUUUGUUGAGAA